AUUCCCGCGCCUGGUAACACUACAUCACAGUCAUAACUGCCUUGAUCUUAAUAUAUAUAUCUUUAAUCACGGAUUAUCGGAGGGAAAGUCGAGAAAAUUUAAUUGCAGGAAGGAACAAUGCAAUCCACUAGCCUUUUUCUGGCUGUGAUUUUUCUUUUAAGCUUGACUCAAAUCGAUGGCCUGCUGCGCCGCUGCUACCAGUGCCGAUCCCGCGGAGAGUUGGGCAGCUGCAAGGACCCCUUCAGCUUCAAUGCGACGGAUGUGGAGCAGGAGCCGGGAGUGGCGGCCGUUCCCUGCGCCAGCGGGUGGUGCGGCAAGGUGAUCGAGGGCGGGGGCACCUACGCCAUCGACGACUACGACCUGGCCAUCCAGCGGAUGUGCGUGCAACGCGGUCCCGACGACAACAUGGACCGCUGUGCGGACACCAUCUACAACUACAAGAAGGUGUACAUGUGCUUCUGCCAGGGCGACCUGUGCAACGGGGCGAGGAGCUGGUCCAGUCCGCCGCCGACGAUCCUGAUCCUAAUCCUGCCCCUGCUCGCCGGGAUGCUCCGGCGGAUCUGGGGCUAGACUGCUCCUGCGCUACUAGCCUGCAUUGUAUAUACAAUUUUUAAUACUCAUGAACACGAAAUGCAAUAUUUACUACUUGAAAAUACAAAUUUGUUUUGUUAAUACUCAAAA
Molecule: messenger RNA, 681 nt
Organism: Drosophila rhopaloa
Lineage: Eukaryota; Metazoa; Arthropoda; Insecta; Diptera; Drosophilidae
Gene: rtv
Exons: 2
Coding region: 118-570 (150 amino acids)
Biological process (GO): positive regulation of voltage-gated potassium channel activity; regulation of synaptic transmission, cholinergic; sleep
Source: RefSeq, a predicted model, not a curated record